Messenger RNA from Aspergillus clavatus NRRL 1, 1158 nucleotides. Its product is annotated as starch binding domain protein. The record is from RefSeq and is a predicted model, not a curated record. Lineage: Eukaryota; Fungi; Ascomycota; Eurotiomycetes; Eurotiales; Aspergillaceae. The transcript is spliced from 2 exons. The coding region runs from base 1 to 1158 and encodes 385 amino acids. Gene Ontology annotation, molecular function: starch binding.
AUGAAGAACCAAAUCGCCCUUGUGGCAGCCAAUCUUGUUGCUGCAGUUUAUGGACAUGGUUAUAUGACCAUCCCGUUCAGUCGUACCCGUCUUGGUUUUGAGGCCGGAAUUGACACCUGCCCCGAAUGUUCGAUUCUUGAACCUGUCACUGCCUGGCCGGACGUGGAAGCCGCAAAGGUUGGCCGCAGUGGACCUUGCGGUUACAACGCUCGCGUGAGCGUCGAUUACAACACUCCCGGCGAGCAUUGGGGCAAGUCCACCGUUGCCACUUAUUCUCCAGGCGAGAUUGUCGAGGUGCAAUGGUGUGUCGACAACAAUGGUGAUCACGGUGGAUUGUUCACCUACGGCAUCUGUCAGGAUCAAGCCCUGGUCAACAAAUUCCUAACCCCUGGAUAUAUGCCCACCGACGCAGAGAAGCAAGCUGCCGAAGACUGUUUCCUCGCUGGUGAGCUCAAGUGUACCGACGUCCCAGGACAGGAGUGCGGUUUCAACCCGGACUGCACUGGUGGAGCCUGCCAUCGCAAUGACUGGUUUACAUGCAAUGCUUUCCAAGCCGACCAUCGUCGCAGCUGCCAGGGUGUCGAUGGAGCGCCGUUGAACUCUUGCAAGACUACAAUUGCCGGUGGAUAUACUGUUACCAAGAAGAUCAAGAUCCCCGACUAUGCCUCUGAGCACACACUGCUGCGCUUCCGCUGGAACUCUUUCCAGACCGCCCAAGUCUAUCUGGGCUGUGCGGACAUCGCCAUCAAGGGAUCAGGAAGCGGUGGCUCAAGCUCGACCAAGACCCAGACUGCCACCAAGACCACGACUACCACUGGCUCCACCGAGACUUGCAAGGCUACCGGAGUUGUCCCCGUCACCUUCAAUGUCCAGGCGCCCACCAACUAUGGCGAGAAUAUCUUCCUCGUCGGCUCAAUUAGCCAACUUGGCUCGUGGUCCACCAGCUCCGCUGUCCCACUCUCGGCGACCCAGUACACCUCGUCCAACCCCCUGUGGACUGUCACUGUCCAGCUCCCUGCCGGCGCCACCUUUGAGUACAAGUUCAUCCGGAAGCAAAAGGACGGAAGUGUCAUCUGGGAGAGCAAUCCUAACCGGAGCUACACAACCCCCAAUGGCUGCUCAAGCUCUCCCGCCACCAAGACUGACAGGUGGCAUUGA